Messenger RNA from Conger conger (European conger), 4105 nucleotides. RefSeq names its product zinc finger E-box-binding homeobox 2-like. Gene Ontology annotation, biological process: regulation of transcription by RNA polymerase II; anatomical structure development. The transcript has 10 exons. NCBI's taxonomy places the organism in Eukaryota, Metazoa, Chordata, Actinopteri, Anguilliformes, Congridae. Bases 237 to 3875 code for a protein of 1212 amino acids. The record is from RefSeq and is a predicted model, not a curated record. Gene Ontology annotation, molecular function: RNA polymerase II cis-regulatory region sequence-specific DNA binding; DNA-binding transcription factor activity, RNA polymerase II-specific.
AAGAGAUCAGUUCUAACCUGCCCAGCAGGAAUAACGGUCCUUCUUCCAACUAUUUCUAAGGCUUAUUACCAUUUUGGAAGGAUCCUCGUUUCUCCACAUUACUUUGGUUCCAGUCGGUUUCUCUUCAUCCGAACUCUUUGAAAAGAUAGUAACGUAAAUAAUAAGAUAUUGAGCCUGCGUGCUGCCGAUUCAAGGAGUCGAGUCCAUGCGAACUGCCAUCUGAUCCACUCUUAUCAAUGAAGCCCGAGAUCAUGGCGGAUGGCCCCAGGUGUAAGAGACGAAAACAAGCCAACCCAAGACGGAAAAACGCAGUGCUGAACUAUGAGAACGUGGUGGAGACGGGUUCGGAGACGGACGAGGACGACAAGCUGCUGGUGUCUGAGGAGGACGGCCUGGCCAAUGGGGAGGCCAGCCCUGCCAGCCUGCCCAAUCACGAGGCGGCGUCGCCCAGAGUGGGCCACGCCCUGAUGACGAAGGAGGAGGAAGAGGAGGAGGACCUGCGGAACGGAGGGGUGGAGCACGUGUGGAGAGAGAGAGACAUGUUACACGCAUCGGUGCAUGGUACGGAUGAAAUGAAGGAUGAGUUUGAUUCCAUGGGGCCUGAAGUCACUCAUCAGAGACUUGGAAACGGUACAGUUAAGAGCGUGGAUUGCACUGUGGAGUUGGAGGAGUUCUUCUCCGGGCGGAAGCUGGGAGGUCCGGAGAGCCACGUGGUCAGCAUCGCCGAAUACCUGCAGCGAGGGGACACCGCCAUCAUCUACCCAGAAGCCCCGGAGGAGCUGUCGCGCCUGGGGACGCCCGAGGCCAACGGCCCGGAGGAGAACGACGUACCACCUGGAACUCCAGAUGCUUUCGCCCAACUGUUGACCUGCCCCUACUGCGACCGGGGCUACAAGCGCCUGACAUCACUCAAGGAGCACAUCAAAUACCGGCACGAGAAGAACGAGGAGAACUUCUCCUGCCCUCUGUGCAGCUACACGUUCGCUUACCGCACUCAGCUGGAGCGACAUAUGGCCACACACAAGCCAGGAAGAGAUCAGCACCAACUGCUGAACCAGGGAGCUGGCAACCGCAAGUUCAAAUGCACAGAAUGCGGCAAGGCCUUCAAAUACAAACACCAUCUGAAGGAGCACCUGCGGAUCCACAGCGGUGAGAAGCCGUACGAAUGCCCAAACUGCAAGAAGCGCUUCUCCCACUCGGGCUCUUACAGCUCCCACAUCAGCAGUAAGAAGUGCAUCGGGCUGAUCGCGGUGAACGGGCGGAUGCGCGGCAGCAUGAAGGCAGGGUCCUCGCCCACGUCAGCGUCCUCCUCCCCCACCAACUCCGCCAUCAGCCAGCUGCGGCACAAGCUGGAGAACGGGAGGCCUCCGGGGCUUCCAGACCCUUCCGGCCACCUCGACAUCAAGACCGAGCCGCUGGACUUCAACGACUACAAGCUCCUGAUGGCCUCCCACGGCUUCGGCGCGCCCGCGCCCUUCAUGAACGGAGGGAUGGGGGGCGGGAGCCCGCUGGGGGUGCACAAUUCGGCCCAGAGUCCCUUGCAGCAUUUGGGGAUGGGGAUAGACGCUCAGCUCCUCGGGUACCCCGGUCUGGGAAACAACCUGAGCGAGGUGCAGAAGGUCCUCCAGAUCGUCGACAACACCGUGUGCCGGCAGAAAAUGGACUGCAAGCCCGAGGAGAUCUCCAAGCUCAAGGCCUACAUGAAGGAGCUGGGGUCUCCAAUGGAGGAGUCCAGGCAGGGCCUGACCUCUCCCGGGGCUCCCCCGGCCAGUCUUCCCGUCGUCAGCCACAACGGCGCCACCAAAAGCAUCAUCGACUACACGCUAGAGAAGGUGAACGAAGCCAAAGCCUGCCUCCAGAGCUUGACCACGGACUCAAAGAGACAAAUUAGCAAUAUCAAAAAGGAGAGAUCGAAUCACGUGCUGGAUCUCGGCCUCGAAGACAAGAUGCACAACAACAACAUGCUGUUUACACCCUUUUCCUGCCAGUACUGCAAAGAAACGUUUCCAGGUCCGAUUCCCCUGCAUCAACAUGAACGCUACCUGUGCAAAAUGAACGAGGAGAUCAAGGCGGUCCUCCAGCCCAGUGAAAACCUGGUGUCCAACAAGCCUGGGAUGUUCACAGAGAAGCACGCCCUCCUCCUAUCUUCCAUGCUAUCUGAAAAAGGGGUACCAAGCUCCUUUAACCCCUACAAGGACCACAUGUCUGUACUGAAAGCUUACUUCGCUAUGAACAUGGAGCCCAAUUCGGAGGAACUACUAAAGAUUUCCAUAGCGGUCGGCCUCCCUCAAGACUUUGUGAAAGAGUGGUUUGAGCAGAGGAAAGUCUACCAGUACAGCAAUUCCAGGACCUCACCUCUAGAACGGAACAGUUUGGACAUGUCGCUGGCUGCCGCCAAUCACACCCCCUCGAAAGAUUCCAUGGCAGCCAGGUCCCCGGUGUCUCUGAUCAAGGCCAGCGACCGCAUCAUGUCCCCCUCCAUCGCAGAGCUCCACAACAACCUCAGCAGCUGCGACACGCCUCUCCAGCACUCCAAAACCGCCCAGUUCGGCAGCGGGAAGCAGAUGGGCGACAAGUUGGACCACUCGAGGAGCAACACUCCUUCCCCUUUGAACCUUUCUUCCACGUCUUCGAAAAACUCCCACAGCAGCUCAUACACUCCAAACAGCUUCACCUCGGAGGACCUUCAGGCCGAGCCUCUGGACCUCUCCCUGCCAAAGUUCAUGAGGGAGCCCAAGGGGGUUCUGAGUGUGAAAAGCAGGCCCAAACCCAACAGCAUACCGACAGACCACCACAGCGCUCCAUCACCACGGGAGCUGCUGGAGGAGCCGCUCAACCUGGCCUAUCUCAAGAAGGAGUUUGCCGGCUCCAACAACAUCAACAACCUGGACAAAAGCACUAGCCCCAUGUUCGGCAUUAACCCCUUCGGCGGCAAACCUUUGUACACCUCGCUCCCUCCGCAGAGUGCUUUUCCUCCGGCCUCGUUCAUGCCCCCGGUUCAGGCCAGCAUCCCGGGCCUGAGGCCGUACCCAGGGCUGGAUCAAAUGAGCUUCCUGCCGCACAUGGCCUACACUUAUGCAACCGGAGCAGCUACUUUUGCUGAGCUGCAGCAGAGAAGGAAGUACCAGCGGAAACCAGGUUUCCAGGGGGAGCUGAUUGACGGAACGGCAGAUUAUAUGUCAGGCCUGGAUGACCUGACGGACUCUGAGUCCUGUCUGUCCCGGAAGAAGAUUAAGAAGACAGAAAGUGGUAUGUACGCGUGUGACUUGUGCGACAAAACAUUCCAGAAGAGCAGUUCCCUCCUAAGACACAAAUAUGAGCACACAGGGAAGCGACCACACCAGUGUCAGAUCUGCAAGAAGGCCUUCAAACACAAGCACCACCUUAUCGAGCACUCCAGACUGCACUCCGGGGAGAAGCCCUACCAGUGUGACAAGUGUGGCAAGCGCUUCUCCCACUCCGGCUCCUACUCCCAGCACAUGAACCACCGCUACUCCUACUGCAAGAGGGAGGCGGAGGAGCGGGAGGCAGCGGAGAGAGAGGCCCGGGAGAAGGGCCACCUGGAGCCCACAGAGCUGCUCAUGAACCGGGCGUACCUCCAGGGCCUGACCCCUCAGGGCUACCCCGACCCGGACGAGAGGGACACCAUUUUGCGCGAGGGCGCGGCGGAGGGGCCGAUGCGGGAGCGGCAGGGGGAGGUGGAGGGGGCGUACACCGAGCUGGGGGGGCGCCAGGACGAAUUCGAGGAGGAGGAGGAGGAGGAGAGCGAGAACAAGAGCGUGGACACGGAUCCGGAGAACGGGGAGAGGUCCAUGGACGAGAGCUCCGUGGACGGGAAAGCGGAAACCAAAUCGGACCACGAGGACGGCGUGUAAUCUAGACUACUGCCUUUCCCCUGCUUUUAUAAAACAUGAGAACUGAAUAUGAUUUGUCCCGGUAGCAUUGUUACCUGCUUGAUUGGAAACACGCUGCCGUGUGCUCAAGCUGGACGUGCACGUGCCUGAGGCUUCCAGAAGCUCGUCUCGACGGACUCCACAGGGGGAGGGUCGCAAUUCUGCUGAAAGAGACCUUUUUAAAACUUUGAGUUUUUGGGGGGGGGGAGGGA